This is a messenger RNA of Drosophila biarmipes, 5268 nucleotides long. RefSeq names its product protein kinase C (gene Pkc98E). The transcript has 11 exons. Gene Ontology annotation, biological process: protein phosphorylation. Lineage: Eukaryota; Metazoa; Arthropoda; Insecta; Diptera; Drosophilidae. The record is from RefSeq and is a predicted model, not a curated record. Gene Ontology annotation, molecular function: ATP binding; diacylglycerol-dependent serine/threonine kinase activity. Bases 621 to 2846 code for a protein of 741 amino acids.
AAAACAGCAUUUAAUGUUUAUAAAUUUUAAACAAAAGUUGGGCGCCAUCUCGUCUGUUUACCAACACUGCUUAGCCCCCACUCUUUAGUGUCAAACUGACAGUCGAACGGUACGGCAACCUUGCCAGCUGGAAGACCUUCGUUUUCACCAACUAGAAAAUUACAAAUUUUCCAAUUGGAGGAAUUUAGUUAAUUGAACGCACUUAUUGGCUUUUCGUUUCGUCAGGUGUUUCCAAUUGGCGUGGGCGUGAUUCGCGCGUGUACUUGUGGGUGGCUGAGGUGCGAGCGAGAGGCAGCAUUAGAAUUGCUUGUUAUUCUUUCUUUGUUGUUUUAUCCGUGGAAAAAAGCUGACUGCGCGUGUAUGUGUGUGUGAAAGUGUGUGUAUGUGCUAUACAUGCACACGAAGAAUUUGCAUAAAAAAACCAGGAUCACCAGCCCCUCGCACACCACCGAAGGACACAGCCGAGUGAUCCACCGCUGCUCCCCACACAGACACGCCAGGACAUCGCACGGAGGACCGAGGAGCGGCAGGAUUGGGAUCAGGAACAGCACCAGGAACUGGGUUAGGAUCUAGAACAGCGCGGGCGAAGGCUAACGGAGGACGGAACCGAUUCCACCACCAUGUUCACGGGCAAGCUGCAGAUCAAGGUGUGCGAGGCGAGCGGCCUGCGGCCCACAGACUUCCAGAAGCGCCACAAUCUCACCUUCGGCAAACUGGCCGACGAGCAGCUCAUCGAUCCCUAUGUCUCCAUAGAUGUGGACGAGAGUCACUUCGAUCGAGCCACCACACGGCCAAAGACAUUCGAUCCUGUUUGGAACGAGCAGUUCGUCCACGACGUGUCCAACGUUAGCAACAUCAACUUGACCGUCUUUCAUGAUGCCGCUCUGCCGCCCGAUGACUUUGUGGCCAACUGCAUCAUCUCCUUCGAGGACCUCAUGCAGAGCGAGACGGCUGUUCAGGAUCUAUGGGUUAACUUGGAGCCCCAGGGAAAGAUUCACGUCAUUAUUGAGCUGAAGAAUCGCACUGAUAAAGCCAAAGCCGAGGCUGUUGUGGAGCACACCGUGGCCGUCAACAAGGAGUUCAAAGAGCGAGCUGGAUUCAACCGCCGUCGCGGUGCCAUGCGUCGUCGUGUCCAUCAGGUGAAUGGCCACAAGUUCAUGGCAACGUUUUUGCGUCAACCCACCUUCUGUUCGCAUUGCCGCGAGUUUAUCUGGGGAAUUGGUAAACAAGGCUAUCAAUGUCAAGUCUGCACGUUAGUUGUACAUAAAAAAUGUCACCUGUCCGUGGUGUCCAAGUGUCCGGGCAUGCGAGAUGAGCAAACCAAAGUGGAGGUGGUGCCGGCGGGCCAGAGGUUCAAUGUGAAUGUGCCCCACCGGUUCGUGGUGCACAGCUACAAGCGCUUCACCUUCUGCGACCACUGCGGAUCCCUGCUGUACGGCCUGAUCAAGCAGGGCUUGCAGUGCGAGACCUGCGGGAUGAACGUGCACAAGCGGUGCCAGAAGAACGUGGCCAACACGUGCGGCAUCAACACCAAGCAGAUGGCCGAGAUCCUCAGUUCGCUCGGGAUUUCGCCGGACAAGCAGCAGCCGCGUCGCUCCAAGUACUUGAACCAGCAGGGCGGCGAGGACAACUACGGGGCAUCCCUGGGCGGCGAUGGGGACGGUGCUCCGGGCCAGUCAUUCCGCAGCGGAGCCCUGUCGGCGGACAGUUUGGCCAACUCGACGACGACGCUGACCAGUGGCUACAAUAGCAGCAGCUGUAUGAGCCUGGCGGUGGGCGGAGGAGCUGGAGGCGGUGGCUCCGGGGCCACGGGAGAGACCCGUCCCGGCAAGUGCUCCUUGCUGGACUUCAAUUUCAUCAAGGUGCUGGGCAAGGGCUCCUUCGGCAAGGUGAUGCUGGCCGAGAAGAAGGGCACCGACGAGAUCUAUGCCAUCAAGGUGCUCAAGAAGGACGCGAUCAUUCAGGACGACGACGUCGACUGCACCAUGACCGAGAAGCGCAUCCUGGCGCUGGCCGCCAACCAUCCCUUCCUGACUGCGUUACAUUCCUGUUUCCAGACCCCGGACCGCCUGUUCUUCGUGAUGGAGUACGUGAACGGCGGCGAUCUGAUGUUCCAGAUACAGAAGGCGCGUCGCUUCGAGGCCUCGCGUGCCGCCUUCUAUGCGGCGGAGGUGACACUGGCGCUGCAGUUCCUCCACACCCACGGCGUCAUCUACCGCGACCUGAAGCUGGACAACAUCCUGCUCGACCAGGAGGGCCACUGCAAGCUGGCCGACUUCGGUAUGUGCAAGGAGGGCAUCAUGAACGGCAUGCUGACCACCACGUUCUGCGGCACCCCCGACUACAUCGCCCCGGAGAUCCUCAAGGAGCAGGAGUACGGCGCCUCCGUCGACUGGUGGGCGCUGGGCGUGCUCAUGUACGAGAUGAUGGCCGGCCAGCCGCCGUUCGAGGCCGACAACGAGGACGAGCUCUUCGACUCCAUCAUGCACGACGACGUCCUCUACCCGGUCUGGCUGUCCCGCGAGGCCGUCUCCAUACUAAAGGGUUUUCUCACCAAGAACCCGGAGCAGCGACUGGGUUGCACUGGCGAUGAGAACGAGAUACGCAAGCAUCCAUUUUUCAACAAGCUGGACUGGAAGGAGCUGGAGAAGCGCAACAUAAAGCCACCAUUCCGACCGAAAAUGAAAAAUCCACGCGAUGCCAACAACUUCGAUGCUGAGUUCACCAAGGAGGAUCCUGUACUCACCCCCAUAGGAAACGACGUGGUGCGCUGCAUCAACCAGGACGAGUUCGCCGGCUUCUCGUUUGUGAAUCCCAAGUUCGGGCCCGAGCGCAAAGUCUACUAAGGGCCAGCGAUCGCAGUUCAUGUUCACCUACCAGUUUGAUGGGUCGCUGGGCGACCUGGAGCCCCGCAGAGAUGGAGGCACACCCCUGUCGAGGGAGCUGGUCAACCGGGUCGCCAUCGAACCGAGCUGUCAUGCGGCGUGUAGCGCAUCCCCUAGCACAAGCAGUCUAAUAUUUUCAUUUAUAGUACCUAUCUCCCCACCCCAUUGUUGUCUGUUUCCCCGAACGUAGACGUGGUCCUAGUUUCGUUACCGGUCCUGUGUGUAGAUCACCACUCAUCCAGAGCAUCCAAACUACCAGUGCCAAUUGUCGAAACUGCUAAGCUUCAACGUGAAUUCACAAGCGCACAAGGACGCGAAUUCUUCAGAUCCCCGAAAACCUUAACCGCUUUAAGCUCUCCACGCCUGUUGGAAUCUAUUUAUGUUGUUUGCCAAGCCCCGAAAAACAAAAAACCAACAAAAAAAAGAAGAAAAUGGAACCCCCACCCCAUCUAGUCAAUGCCCAGUGGCUGAGUGCAUUUUGUUAUUAGUUAUUUAUUGAUUGUUUGACGUGCCGAAUCUCAAGUUUCGCACUCACAGACCGACAGCAUCCAAGCAGAGCUCUAUUUACGGGAGGCGAGGCACUUGCUCCAAGCGAAUCUCAAGGGAAUUUCUAACACAAUAGCCGCAAUGUGCCGUCUGUACUACACACAAGAAUGAAAAGCACACACACAAUACAUGAAUACGAGACCACAUAAAUCUAGUUUCAAUUUGUUUUAUGUAUUCGAAAUCUUGCACAACUUCCUUCUCAAGUAUUAAAGCGAUAUUAUUUUAAAAUUACCUUAUUGUUAUACAUAAAUAUUUAUAAAAGUGAAAGCAAAAAAACAAAAACGAAAUGAAGCCAAAAAACCCCUAAUACAAACGCAUACAAUUUACCAACAAAGAAAGAAAGUAAAGCUAACUAAUCAUAGAGAUAACGCUAAAAAGCCACAAAGAGAAUGUCUAUAAAAUUCAUAUUAAUUUAUGCUAAACAAAUUAUGAAUACCAGAAACCAAACGUGUUUAGUCUGUAAGCAAAGACCUGUUUCUGUUUCGUUCUUCAGUCAGCCCCAGCAAGCGGAACUAUGCUAAAAUAAAUCCUGAAUGAAUAUAUAAUAAUAGUAAUGAUAACGAUAAAGCGAAGGAAUAGCAAAGGAUGGAUAACAGGAGAUUUAUUAACUAUAAGCAGCGUUGUUAACUAAAAAUCGUAAGGCAAAGGCAGGCAUAAACACACACUUGUAUGUAAUAAUAAACGCCCAGUGUCUAAUAAUAUUUGUGAAAUAGCGAGCCCAGCUAGUUACCCAUUUACAAUUUAAAUGUUAACCCAAAGUAUUUUCAAGAACGCAUUUUACCAAAACAAAAAAAGGAGGAAGCAAAUAACAAGCAGGAGUAACAAAGUACGAGGCGUAUAGGCAAAAUGUUAAAAGCUAUGAAUAAUUUUUUAAGCAAUGCGCUCAAAGGCCUUUGCGAGGACAGAGGCGCGUAUUCAAUUAAAAAACCAAAUGAAAAGGUAUAAGAACAAGCUAAAUAAAGUAAAAGAACUCCAGCCAACAAGAGAACUCAUAUGAACAUAGUUAUAGAUCCCUGAUCAGGAUCGGGAAUAGGUCGAGCAGGUGGCGAGCUUGCCACAGCACAGAAGAAAGGGUAAAUAUAAUCGGAGCGGAACAGAAGAGGGAUUGUAGAACAAAUCGCGUGACCGUAACCUGAGAACAAACCUAAAAGUUAUAGGACAAAUGUGCAACCAAAAAUGUUAGCUGUAAGCUCUCACCGAAAAUACGCAAAGCUGAAGGCUCCCCGCGCCCCGCUGUUGUCUCCAUCUACUACUUACUGAAACCCCGAACAAAUCGUAUAGUAAAUAUAUAUCAUGGCUUGCCAAAACAGACAAAAAACCAAAAAAUACAAGGGUUCUUGAACUAAACUCUGAAUGUACUCACUCGAUCAGCUUAGCUAACUUUUUCCGGAGCCGCGCAGCUCAAGCAAACCACAACACACACCCACUUACAUAUGUGCAACUUUUUCAUGUACCUUUCGCAUCUUAGAUACUUAAAUGGAUUAUUAACGGCAGCCCCCGAAAAAAUUGUUAACUGAUCUAAGGCAAAACUACACACAAACUACUAAGAGAAUAUACAACUGUAACGGUAAAGUCGAAAGUCAACAGUUGAUAUGUUGUAAAAAAGCUAUUAAAUAAAAUGAACAAAAAAUGAAAAAAAAAAAAAAGGAGAAAAGAUUACCAAGGCAGGCAAGUGAGCGUAAUUGAAUGUUAAAGAAGCUACUAAAUAAAUGGUAUGAGCAGAAGAUGUGUGCAAAGAUAACCAAAGAAAGCAAAAUUGAAAACCAGAAAAAUUGAUUUAUAACAUUAAGUGAAAACUAAUUAAUAAAUAAAGAGGUAACACCUAUGGAAAAUGUAA